Messenger RNA from Rhodofomes roseus, 3015 nucleotides. RefSeq lists its product as uncharacterized. NCBI's taxonomy places the organism in Eukaryota, Fungi, Basidiomycota, Agaricomycetes, Polyporales, Fomitopsidaceae. Gene Ontology annotation, molecular function: RNA polymerase II CTD heptapeptide repeat phosphatase activity. The transcript has 9 exons. The coding region runs from base 47 to 2812 and encodes 921 amino acids. The record is from RefSeq and is a predicted model, not a curated record. Gene Ontology annotation, cellular component: nucleus.
GCUGUCUGAAUGCCCUCCGUUUCCCCGCACGCACGCCCCUCCAAUCAUGUCCUCUCCGACAGAACUCUUCCUCCCCCCAGAACUCCCCUACCCCAUCAAAAUCACCGCCCACGCCGUCGACCCCGCCGCUAGCGUCGCGCGCGGCACCCGCCUCCUCAGCUACUCCUUCACAUAUCUUCCUCCUGAUGCCUCGGAGCCCGAACGUCGCUUCGGAACAUGGGACUCUUCCAUAGAGGGAACCAUCGAAAGAUGGGGCUUCAGGACGGGCGAAACCGUCUCCGCGCGCAAGGCCAAGGAGACUCCCGCCAUCUACAUCACGGAGCCGUGUAAACAUGGCGUCCAACUCGGUGGUCUGUGUUGUCUGUGUGGGAAGGACAUGACAGACUAUGACUACACCGGCUUCUCGGACACCUCGCGUGCAUCAAUACAAAUGACCCAUCUCGCCAACGGUCCUCUUGUGUCUCUCGAGGAGGCACAACGCAUCGAGCAGGAAACUGCUCAACAUCUACUCAAGUCACGCAAACUGUCAUUGAUAGUCGACCUCGAUCAGACAAUUGUGCACGCCACCGUUGAUCCAACCGUCGGCGAGUGGAUCGCGGAGGGAGAAGCAUGGGAAGCCCGACAGGUCCAGAGGGCUCAGGCCGCUGCCCAGCACAAGGAGGGCGACUCGGACGACACCGUCUCCGACGACGAUGACGAGGUUAACCCCAACUGGGAGGCGCUGAAGGACGUCAAGAAGUUCCGCUUGGGCCCUGAGGCCCUCGGCCAACCUUCUUUCCGCGGCCCGAAAGGUAAGGGGAAGGAGAAAGCCAUAGAGAACGAUGGGUGCAUGUACUACAUCAAACCUCGGCCCGGCUGGAACGACUUUCUGCAGACAAUGGCGACCAAGUAUGAGAUGCACGUAUAUACUAUGGGUACGCGCGCAUAUGCAGAGGAAGUCUGCGCCGCCAUUGACCCUGAAGGCAAGAUCUUCGGGGGCCGCAUCCUCAGUCGAGAUGAGAGUGGAAGUUUGACACAGAAGAGUUUGCAGCGUUUAUUUCCCAGCGAUCAGUCUAUGGUGGUCAUCAUCGAUGAUCGAGCCGAUGUUUGGGAAUGGAGUCCCAAUCUAGUAAAGGUCAUUCCAUAUGACUUCUUCGUCGGCAUUGGGGACAUCAACUCUGCUUUCUUACCGAAGCUCGAGCCCAUGACGCCUGCACUCCCUACCCCUACCCCUUCCCCCUCUCAGGCGAUAGCGGACGAGUCGCAGCCUCCUGAAGAGUCCUCUACUCAGGAGACGGUGGAUAGCUCUACUCCCCCUACACCACCAACGACGCCCCCACUAUCGACGCCCCCACCAUCGACGCCCCCAUCAUCGACGCCCCCGCCAUCGACGCCCCCACCGUCGUCGACCCCGCCAUCAUCCUCACCACCACCCGAGUCUCCGACACCAUCGCUCUCUAUGUCAGCAGCGUCAUCCUCGUCCGAAAGCUUGUCACCAGAUGACAUAGCCAAGAGCAUCAUCCUCAAGCAGAAUACUGCCGCGCUCGAGGCGCAGGUUGAGGAUCGGCCGCUCGCCAAGAAGCAGGAGGAGCUCGAAGAACAGAGUGCGGCGCAGCAGACGAACGGACACGAUGCCGUUACUGUGACAAAUGGAGUUCCUCCGGCGCAGCAAGCUGCUCCCAAGGAGAAGGUCAUGCGAAAGGCGUUGCUUAACAACAACGACACGGAGCUGCAGCGAGUGCAGAAGAUUCUAGAGGAAAUCCAGCAACACUUCUAUGACGAGUAUGACGCUAGGUCAUUAGAGCCAAAAGCUCCAAAGCGCAAGAGUACCAGACAUCCUGUACCUGUACCCUACGAUGUCCGAACUAUCAUACCCCGUAUGCGGAUGGAUACCUUGGCCGGAUGUCAUAUUCUUUUCUCUAGCGUCAUACCCCUCGAUACCAGGCCAGAAGCGACUGAGAUUUGGAAGACGGCACAUGCCUUCGGUGCCAGGUGCUACACUGAACUCUCUAGCCGCAUUACCCACGUCGUCGCUGCCAAGCGCGGCACCCAAAAGGUCGAUGCGGCACGCCGGAUGGGCACCGCCAAGAUCGUAUGGCUGUCGUGGUUCACGGAUUCGAUCGCGCUGUGGGCACGGCAGGACGAGACGCCGUACCUGCUGGAUCCGGAUCCUCCGCCCCAUGCGAGCGCUGCGAGUCCUCCUUCGGAUGCUCAUCAGAUUUCUUCUGAUCCUGAACCGGACGCAGAUGACUGGGAUGAGGAGCGCGUCGCGGCGCCCGAGCAGGCGGAGGGACUCGCCCUCGACGAGGUCAACUGGGACGAGAUCAACGACGAGGUCGAUGCCGCUAUGAACGAGAGCGACGACGAUGGGGCGAGCGAGCGGAGUGGCAUGCGGAGCGGGAACGUAUCUGAUGACGAGGACACUUGGACAGACGAGUCGAUUAGCAUCAUCAGCAGCACCACGUCUUCUCCUCGGAACAAACGGAAACGACUACGCAGCUUAACUCCGUCAGAGGUCGGGUUGAACAGUAGGGUCGACUCCGAUGUCCUCCGUUCGCCCCUCGCAAAGCGAAAGAAGCUCGCGGCUGAACGCUCGGGCAAUUCGAAGCUCAAGGAAGCCUUCACUGCCGAUGAAUUGGCCAAGAGAGGCACGCGCGGUUCCCAGCAGGAUGAGACGGAAGCGGAGCCGAUCCAGAAAGGCUCCAGUCCCGCGGAAAGGGACGAGGACGACACGGACGAGUCUGACGAUAGUGAUGAUGACAAUGACAAUAACACGCCCAUGGACGACGACGACGAUUUUCUCGCUCGGGAACUGGAGGAAGAGUGGGGGUAGCGGCCUGCCGUACCGCUGCUUCACACAUCAUCACAUUGUGUACUGCUUUUGUCUUUCGUCGCACCCUUGCUGUUGGGUUGUGUGUGGCUGAUUGCUAACUAGCUUAGGACUCCGUAGUACAUUCAGCAUUGUAGCAAUUAGCUGUACAUUAUGUAUAUCUGGUAUCUGUGUCGAGCUAUAUAGACGGCUAGCUUCGAAGUGAU